Molecule: messenger RNA, 2130 nt
Organism: Marasmius oreades (fairy-ring Marasmius)
Lineage: Eukaryota; Fungi; Basidiomycota; Agaricomycetes; Agaricales; Marasmiaceae
Exons: 7
Coding region: 1-2130 (709 amino acids)
Biological process (GO): calcium ion transmembrane transport; intracellular calcium ion homeostasis
Cellular component (GO): membrane
Molecular function (GO): calcium ion binding; calcium channel activity
Source: RefSeq, a predicted model, not a curated record
AUGGAGGUUAAGAAAGGCUCAAAUUCGCUCUCAGAAAAUCCUCCGAAAGAGCAAGACGAAGCUCAUCUUUCCUCUCCUCGCGACCACGACCACUCUGACAGCGAUUCUACGGCCACCAAUUCCUCAGAUUUCAACUGGGACGAAGAUGAGGAAGAUGUGGGUCGCGCUGGCACAGAAAAGGCGAAGGCUAAACGUGGAAGAGCAGUAUAUCUUGCAUUUAUGAAGCUUGCCAGGCCUGUUCGAGUCUUCCUCUUGGGUUUCUUGGGAUGUGCUCUGUGUAUUGCACCCCUCCUUAUUGUGCAGUUUUUGUUCAAAGAGACGACUAUGUAUCCUCAUGUAUUUAUGUGGUCGCUCUGGAUCUCCAUUAUAUGGGUUGCAGGGUGUCUGACAUACGUGCUCGUCGAUGGAAUUCCUCGCAUGGUCAUAUCUCUCGUUGUUUUGUUUGGAGGUCAAGUCGAACGGUUGAAAAUACAGUUGGAGCUGACUUUGGCUGUUUCUCCUUGGCUCAAAUUAGCGUUGGACAUAUCGUGGGGUUGGAUCGCCUUGUCUGUCUUGCGACAUGUGUACAAACCACCAGGAAAUUAUUGGACAAUCGUUAAUCGUGUCAUGCAGGCCCUAUUCUCUGCUGGUGUCAUCUUCCUCGUUGAAAAGCUUUUCCUUCAAUUUGUCGCCAUUAAUUUCCACGAGAAGGCCCUAGCAGAUAGACUGGCAGAGAACCGUAUCGGGCUAAGGGCUCUUGACAGACUGUCCAACGCCACUCCAGUAGUUACGGCCAGAAGACCGAAUGCCAGAAGGGGCCACAAAGGCCCUGGCGAUUCUGUCGACUUUACUCUGCUCGCCAUACCAAAAACCCCGAGGGACGGAACAAGCAGCAUGGACCAGUCGCCUUCAGAUUCACAUGCACAUCAUAAGAAGAACGCGAGGGCGGAUAAAAAAAGUAGACAGAAGGCUGUAACGUCCGUUAUAAUUGACCAGCUUAGUGGUGCCAUAGGACAAGUCGCUUUGAAAAACUCGCGUUUCAAUCGUGAGGCUGACGUUGGUGGUCUACACUCAGCCCGACGACUUGCUCGUAAAUUGUUCAGCACCCUCAGUGAUGUGCACCCACCUAGAUCGCAUCUUAUUGUCGAAGAUUUCUACCCUUACUUCCGUUCCACAGCCGAAGCCCACGAAGCCUUCCGAGUCUUUGACAAAGACGGCAACGGCGACAUCUCCAAAAGAGAAAUGAGAGAUGCGGUGCAGCGGAUCUACCGCGAACGCAAGGCUCUCGUCGCCAGUCUGAAAGACGUUGGGUCUGCCGUAGCCAAGUUGGACGCGGUACUGGCCGUUUUGGCGCUCUUGAUCAUCGUGUUUGUGUGUCUCCUGAUAUUCUCGAGAAAUAAUACGCUCGCUUCGUUGGUGCCUUUGGCCACGGUUGUACUCGGGUUUUCAUUCAUCUUUGGGCGUUCCGCGCAGACAUUGUUCGAAUCGCUCAUCUUCAUUUUCUCAACCCAUGUCUUUGACGUUGGAGACCUCGUUAUCAUAGACGAUCAGACUCUUGAGGUUAAGGAAUUUGGACUGUUUUCUACGACUUUUCGACGGGUGGACGGCCAAGAAAUUGUUGCACCUAAUGCCCUCCUUGCUAACGCGAAAACGAUUCAUAAUCUGAGGCGCAGUGGUUCAAUGUUUGAGACAACUACUAUCAUGGUUUCAUACAAGACUCCGUUGGAAACCAUAGAAGAGUUGAAGGGCCGUGUCAAUCAAUACGUUGCGGACAAUAGUAGGGAGUGGGCAAGUGCUGCAGUAAACAUCGACAAGAUGGAAUACCAGAAUGCUAUUCAUUUGAUUAUCGCCAUGGAACACCGUCCCAACUGGCAAGAUUGGGGGGCUAGAUGGGCGCGUCGAACGGCUUUCAUGCGAAAUCUCAAAUGUGUUCUCGAAGAUCUGGAUAUCCGCUACACGAUGCCCGUACAGCCUGUGUUAAUGCCUAGAGGAGGAUUUGGUGGCGGCGGCGGACCGAACCCCAGCUCCUCGAUACCAUUAGGCACAACUCCAACGUCAGGACCGAUGUUGGGAAACGCUGGAUCGUUUCAGGGAUCAGACCAUUUGAGAGCGCCCGGUCGAGGGUUCAGGACCGAUGUUGGGCCUCUCUGA